Acanthamoeba castellanii str. Neff is the source of this 930-nucleotide messenger RNA. RefSeq lists its product as uncharacterized. The record is from RefSeq and is a predicted model, not a curated record. Bases 1 to 930 code for a protein of 309 amino acids. The transcript has 8 exons. Lineage: Eukaryota; Discosea; Longamoebia; Acanthamoebidae.
AUGGGAUUGGUGGAGGAGGCGGAGAGGGAGGCGGCGUCGACGAAGCGGGAGCUGGAGGACGUCAAGGUGAAGCGCGAGGAGGCCCGCAAGCGCCUCCGCCUCAAGCAGCAGCAGCAGAUCCAGUCUCUCAAGAUGAAUUCGAUGCAGCGGCAGAUAGGGCAGAAGCAGCAGUCCCUCGCGGCGCCCCCGCCCGGGUCGCGUGCGAGUUCGCGGCAGAGCACGCGGGCGUCGAGGCGGGUGUCAGGAGGUCAGGUGGUGAGCCACAUCACGCGCGUCAUCCAGGAGAUGGCCCGUCUGGAGGCCACCGUGACGUCGGCCGAGGAGGCCCAGGCGCGGGCCGAGAGCGAGCUGCUCGAAUACGCCGCCGAGCGACGAAAGACCGAGGAGGCCCUCGUCGCCAUGCAACAACAGCUCGAAAAUGUGACCACCAUGCUGGGGUCGGCGAUCGACGAGAUGCGGGGCGACGCGCAGCUCGUGGAGCUGCUCACGGAGGUCAAGGUGGGCCUCAACGGGUGCCACAUGAUCCUCACCUGCAAGACCCUCACCCUGCCCGCCGCCGGUGGCGCUCAGGGAGGCGCCGCCGCCUCCUCCCAGCAGGAGAAGCUCGCCAGGCGCCGCGGCAUGACCUUUGGCGCGGCCCCCGCCGUGCCGUCGGCGCCUGCCCCGCCGCCCCCCGCCCCCGCAUCGUCCGGCUUUGUUCCUCCGCCUCCGCCGCCCGCGGCCGACUUAUCUCUGCUGUCGGCCAUCCGAGAAGGCAAGCAGUCGGCUGACCUGCAGGCCCUGCGUCAGAAGAGGGCGAGCAUGCGCAAGAGCGUGGUGGUCGUCCAAUCUCUCACGGACACCCUCCGCGAAGCCAUGAAGAUGCGCAAUGAUGCCAUGAUGGGCGGUGAGGACGACGAUGACGAAGACGAGGAUGACUGGCUUGGCUGA